AUGAGUAGACCAGAAAUCGCCACUGAUCUUAUGACAAAUUUCGCAAAUAUUCUCCCAAAAAUGAACGAAAGCUCAUUGUCCUUGUUUGAUUACCCAUUUGAUAUAUCAGAGCACCAUACGAAUCAAAGUACAGGUCACAACCAAGACUCCCAAGAUUUAGCAACUAUACUUCAGCAAUUGUUUACCAAAAUGUCCGAUAAUCAUUCGAUAUUUCAUACGUCGUCAAGUUCAAGAUUAUCACCAGCGACUGGUCUUCUCUCCCUCUCAUCAUCAUCGUCGUUACCUGUUUCAUCGAACCAUGUAAAUACGUCUUAUCUACUUGCCAAAAUAUCCCUUUGGUUUGUGUUGAUUGUUAACCCGAUUGUGAUCAUAUUUGGUGUGAUUGGAAACCUUCUUGCAACCUACAUUUUAAUCAAAGGAAAUAUUGCUAAACUUCCUGUUUCAUUUUAUACAGUUAUGCUCAAUAUCUCGGACACAUUAAAUUUAUUAUUACCUGUCUUUAUCUUUUGGCUCGAUAAUUGUUUUAAUCGUACACCUGAACGUGGUUACUUUCGAGAUAAAUCCAAUUUUCUCUGCAAAGCAUUAAUGUGCCCUGAUCAACUAUUCGCUGCACUUAGUGCUUGGUAUAUGUGCGCGAUUUCAUUCAAUCGUUGGCAUUCAGUCUGUCGACCGUCGUCGUACUUUUUCCGAACAACAACACCGACAACAAUAUCGAAUAUGAAAAAUACUUUUCCUCCAAAGAAUCAGUCCUCCUGUGGAUCAUCGUUCGUUUCGAUGUUAACACAACGUAUUUCUUUCGAUUACUGUUUUUCACUAAAACGCAGUCGAAAAUACCGUCAACAUUUACAAGCAUUUCGUCGUAUUGGUAUUAUAACAUUAAUAGGCAUAUUAUCCUGUCUUUAUCCGAUAUUUAUGCAUGAACUUCGGCCUAUGAUAUCAACCAACGGACAUGUUGUCGAUUUCACACAUAAAAUUACUCGUACAUAUGCUGUUGUAUGGAAACGUUGUUAUUAUAGUCAAAAACACGAAUAUGUGUAUGAUAUUAUUGGAAUAAUCUUAUCAAGUUUCUUACAUAUUUUACCAUUAACAUCUGUUGCCGUUAUGAAUGUCAUGAUUAUUGUUCGACUAAAAAAGCGUCGACGUUUAAUGGCGAGUACAUCGAACUCUCUUCGUUCGACAAUGUCAAAUACGAAACAAUCAAGUUCGUUGAAAGAUCUAAGAAAAUGUAUUACACAUAAAGUUCAAUCAUCGACGUAUAAAAACAGUCAACCAGUUCGCACAUCGCAGUCGUUCGCACAGCAUCCAUUGUCUAGGCAAACAGAUCAGGGAACAUCAACAGAUUUAUCGUUCCAGACGGUCUUACUCAAACAGAGCAAAGCUAAUGUUAAUUCGAGAUUCUCUACACCCAGUCGACAUCAAGCACGUGAUCGUAACAUAACAAUCAUGCUCGUUAGUGUUGCAUUAUCGUACCUGGUUUUGACAUUACCUUAUCGACUGUUUUGGUCGUAUAAUGUUUACAUAAAACGAAUGCAUCCGCAAAAACUCAACUCAUCGACUUAUUUACUAAAAAUGCAUCACAUUGAUCACGUACUUCGAACGAUACGUAAUAUCCAUUAUGGCACAAACUUCAUCUUUUUCAUAUUUCUUUCAAAGCCAUUUCGGCAAAAAUUGAAAGAGGUAAUCAUGGAAAAAUUUUUCCACCAAGCACGAGUGAAUCUCGACAAGGAUGAGAACACAUACACGUUCAAUUACACUGUACGUUAUACUCCUCCACAAGAAUGUCCUGUGAAAUUAGAAAAUAUCGUUCGGGUAAACGAAUAUCUUGCCAAGACAAGUUGUAAUGAAACACCUAGUCUUAUUGACGAUGCUCGAAUGCAAGAAGAUGCGCUCUAUUCGAUUGUUAAACUCGAACACGAUGAUUCGUUUGUUGAUCUGAAGUGA
Messenger RNA from Adineta ricciae, 1941 nucleotides. NCBI's taxonomy places the organism in Eukaryota, Metazoa, Rotifera, Eurotatoria, Adinetida, Adinetidae. The record is from the annotation of a GenBank genome assembly.